CAGAGACGGAGCACCUGUUACCUCAGGGUGGCCGCCAGCGCCGUCCUUGUCCACGCUGGGCGCCGUCUGUCCCCCGCACCCCCCUCGCUCUGUCUAUUUAUAGCGCUUGUCCGCACUGGCCCAUUUCGGGCAAUGUGGUCAGCCCGGCCCGGCGGUGGUGCCCUCGACCCCGCGGCGUGCCCAGUCACGGCGCCAUCGCGGCGGAACGAGCGAGCGGGGCCGGGCGGCAGCAAGACUGUUUCAUGGCAUCUCUGUUGAUUUGUGAGGAAUCAGAAAUGCAAAUAGCCCCUCAGGAAUCAAGCUAAAAUCAAAGAAACCUUACUUACAAAUUUCAAGGAGUGUAUCAUGGAGUGCCAGACUGAGGGAAAGGGAAAACACCAGCAUUGCUUGAAUUUACUAGAUAAAAUUAAGACUAUGAAAGAAUUAGAAGAAAUGAUUGAUGUAGUGCUCAUAGCAGAAGAGGAGAAAUUCCCUUGCCACAGACUGGUCCUCGCUGCAUUUAGUCCUUAUUUCAAGGCUAUGUUCACCUGUGGACUACUCGAGUGCACUCAGAGGGAGGUCAUACUCUAUGACAUCACAGCAGAAAGUGUUUCAGUGAUACUAAACUACAUGUACAGUGCAGUUCUGGAGAUCAAUAAUGCCAACGUACAGACUGUAGCAAUGGCUGCCUAUUUUAUGCAGAUGGAAGAAGUCUUUAGUGUGUGCCAAAAAUAUAUGAUGGACCACAUGGAUGCCUCCAACUGCAUAGGAAUCUAUUAUUUUGCAAAACAAAUUGGAGCAGAAGAUUUAUGUGAUCAGUCAAAGAAGUACUUAUAUCAGCACUUUGCUGAGGUAAGCCUACAUGGAGAAAUACUAGACAUCGAAGCUCACCAGCUUCUGGCACUUAUUAAGUCUGAUGAUCUGAAUAUAUCCAGAGAAGAGAGCAUUCUGGACUUGGUUCUGAGAUGGGUAAAUCAUAACCAAGCCUUGCGCACAGAGCAUCUCGUUGAGCUUUUGAAGCAAGUCAGACUGGAACUUAUAAAUGCUUCCUUUCUAAGACAGGCCCUAAGAAGGAACACGAUGCUCCUUUGUGAUGGGAGUUGCAUUGACAUAAUCCAGAAUGCAUUCAAAGCCAUCAAGACACCCCAGCAGCACUCCCCUAAUCUUCGCUAUGGCAUGGAGACCACCAGCCUGCUGCUUUGCAUUGGGAACAAUUCUUCUGGAAUCCGAUCACGGCACAGGAACUAUGGGGAUGCCAGCUUUUGUUAUGACCCUGUGUCACGCAAGACCUAUUUUAUUUCAUCACCGAAGUAUGGGGAGGGCUUGGGAACAGUGUGCACUGGGGUAGUCAUGGAAAACAAUACUGUAAUUGUGGCUGGAGAAGCAACUGCCUCUCGACUCUCUAGGCAAAAGAACAAGAAUAUUGAAAUUUAUAGGUAUCAUGAAAGAGGAAACCAGUUUUGGGAAAAGUUAUGCACAGCUGAAUUUCGAGAGCUCUAUGCUCUGGGCAGCAUCCAUAAUGACCUCUAUGUCAUAGGAGGACAGAUGAAGAUUAAAAACCAGUACCUCAUUACAAACUGUGUUGAUAAGUACUCUGUAGACCAAGACAACUGGAAACGAGUGUGUCCCCUUCCACUGCAGUUGGCUUGUCAUGCUGUGGUAACAGUGAACAAGAAACUCUAUGUCAUCGGAGGCUGGACCCCUCAGAUGGAUCUUCCUGAUGAAGAGCCUGAUCGAUUAAGCAACAAACUGUUGCAAUAUGACCCCAGCCAAGAUCAAUGGAGAGAGCGGGCACCCAUGCAGUACUCUAAGUACCGGUUCAGUGCAGCUGUCGUCAACAGUGAGAUCUAUGUUCUGGGUGGAAUUGGCUGUGUGGGCCGAGACAAGGGACAAGUUCGGAAAUGCCUUGAUGUGGUGGAGAUCUACAACCCUGAUGGGGACUUCUGGCGGGAAGGCCCACCUAUGCCAAGUCCCCUCCUCUCACUGCGAACCAAUUCCACUAACGCAGGUGCUGUGGAUGGCAAGCUCUAUGUCUGCGGGGGAUUUCAUGGAGCAGAUCGCCAUGAGGUUAUCUCCAAGGAAAUUUUGGAGCUGGACCCUUGGGAGAACCAGUGGAAUGUUGUCGCCAUCAACGUCCUCAUGCAUGACAGCUAUGACGUCUGCCUGGUAGCUAGGAUGAACCCCCGAGACCUCAUCCCACCGCCCUCAGAUCUGACUGAUGAAGGCGGCGACCACAGAGGGCAAAGCUGAGGGUCUCAUGGCUGGAGGAGCCAUGGCCUGGCAGCCUCCGAAUGCUAGACCCGGCAUACUGUGUGGCGCUGACGUUCUCACUGCAUGCCUAGCAGCCCCUGUGUAAGGCGGUACUGAGCAGUGACAGGGGUGGGUGGCACAGGGUCUUCCCUUAGGGGCAUCGCAGCCCGAUGAAGUAGAUAGGGCGGUGCCGGGCGGAUGGCGAGGGUGCAUGUGAGUGGGACAGGGAGCACAUGGAGGGCAGCAGCCUGCUCUGCUGGGGACUCAAGAGCACUGCCGAGCAGACCCACGGGUGCUUCUGAUGAUGAGAUUGUGGGAGAGGCCAGUCAGAGGCCCUAAAGUGGGAGAGCUGGUGCACGUCUGGGACAUCUAGUCCGGCCUGGGCACACUGCUCGCACACAGGAUUUGUCACUGAGAGAAUAAAGGUUAUAACUGGGUGACCAGGGCCGAAAGAGGGAGGAGCGUGGGUCUGGGCCCGGAUAGAGGGGCCAUCCUUCCUGGAGCUUUGCCCCAGCUUAGUCUGUCUAUUAGAACUGCCCUGAUCUACAGCCCUGACCUACAGCAGCAGUGCCCACUGUGGGCCAAGCGCUCGGACCUGGAACCCAGCUCUGUUGCGACGGGCCACAGUGAGCAGAGCGUUCCUGGACACAGAGGGGCCCCUUGGGGGUUAGUACUGAGUGUCUAGACUGAACUUGCCCAAGGCCUCCGUCCAGCUCUCAGCUCUAUAGGACUUUCCUCAGGACGAGGCUGGCUGACACAGCAGGUCUAAGUGUGAGGACCCAGGCUCUGAGUGAGGAGAGAAGAGGCACCUAUUGGCUGCCUGCUGCCUCUUUCAGAUCCCUCUCCUGGCUGGGAGGGUGAGCUGAAGCCUACUUCAGCCCAAGCAGGGCACGGUGAGCUCCCCCGCCCCCGGAUAUAUUAGGGGUGAUGUGCAGUUACAGGUGGAAACUCGUCUAUUUUUGCCUCCAUUCAUAUUUCCGGAUGCACAGCAGAUCCAUCGGGUGGCUGUUCUCCAAUAACUUCACCAGAGCUCCUGUGUAAGCAGGGUGGAUGCCCUGGGCUCUUCUGGAGAAGAGCAAACCCUGCAUGGAGCGUGUGUUCUCCAGGUUCCAACCUCUACCUGACAGGGAGCCAGGCUCAGUCAAACUGGAGCCUUUGCAACUUGUUUCCGACACCAAGGUGGGAACUCUGGGGGUCCAGCACAGGUGUACCCCCAGAAGGCUGCACUCUGGGAGGCAGAGACCAUGUCUACCUCUCUGAGGUCACCCCCUAAGUCUCUGUAGCAGUAUCUCUCACAUGGGUGGAGUUUGGGGUGACCAGAAUAGACAGUAUGUCUAAACGAGCUCUCUGAGCCUGUCUGGGACUUCACGUUUCAGUGUCCUCAUUCUGCCCCCUAGUGGAGGGUAGUAAUCUGAGGUUUCCUUUUCUCAGGCAAGCCAGAGCUGCUCCUCAAAUUGGCAACCAGGCUUGGGAGAGGUUCUAAGGGGUCUCUGCCACCCCACCCCACCCCCCGAUCCCCUUCCAGAAUCCCUGUUCCUGCUCACGCACCUGGGCAUGUUAGAAGCUGCCUGUCACCUGGAUCAUGGGCCGCAGUGGCUUUAUCUUCUGAACGCACUGGCCAGGACCAUGGGCAGAACUUUCCAAGUCUUCCCUUCCUCCUAUACGGAAUGGGAAGGAAAACCCCAUAUCCUUUGCAGGGUCGGUGUGUGGAGUGAGUGAGGAAACGCUAAGUGGAAUACUAGUUUCAACACAAAUACCAUGAACAGGCUUUAGCGGCUGGCCCUCUUACUGUUACCAUGGUCAGGGGUUCCCAGGACAAAGUGCAGAACAGAACCCAGGGCUUUGGGGAAUCUCAGACUUAGGGAGAGAAGUGGCUGCGUCUAAGUUGGUUCCAAUGUCCCCUGUGCUGGGCUCUUUCGGCAGUGAAGACUCCCUUGGGUCUGCAGCCCCUUGAGAACAUAAGUAGAUGCCUCCAGGGCAUCAUCAGGUAGUGAGAGCCAUCCUGGGCUAGGACGCCAUUGCUGCCAAUGCUAGGAAGUCUGAGAAGGGAACUUUCCAGGGAAGGCUGGGGGAGAACACAGGACAGUGGCUGGUCUCCCUGGAGCAGACAGUCCCAGAGCUGGAGGAGAGGCAGGAGCUGGGAACAUUCUCAGGUUUAUUCCCAACAGGUGCAUCCAGGAUCUCAGAUGUCUGGCAUGAACUCCUUUUGUUCUACACUCAGAACCCAGAGGACAGCUUGCUAGCUUUAGUGCUCACUUUCAGCUCCGGGGGCCUCUCCGCUGACUUUCCUAUUUGUGAUUCAAACCAAUCCGCUCUGCCCUCCUGGAGAACUAUUGUUAGAGAUUCCAUUUGGACAGACCUUCCUGUUACCCCUUCACUGUCACUGAAGGUCUUCUGACACCGCAGAAGGCCCCUUAUAAAAUGUCUACUACUGGGGCUUCUUAUCUUUGUGACGCAGGAUUGCUGGACGCUGAGCCAGGAGACACAAUGGGGAAGUAAUUUGGAUGCUGGGCUGAUAAAGGACUGCAGCUGUCAGCCUCACUGACUCAGUUUGUGCUCAGCAAGAGGCAGCAUUGUUCUCAGGCUGACUUUAUAAUGAAGAAAUGCUCUGACUGCAGACUUAUAAAAUACAUUUUUGCUAAUGAA
Peromyscus leucopus (white-footed mouse) is the source of this 4875-nucleotide messenger RNA. It is a transcript of the gene Kbtbd12, whose product is annotated as kelch repeat and BTB domain containing 12. Bases 346 to 2229 code for a protein of 627 amino acids. The transcript is spliced from 6 exons. The record is from RefSeq and is a predicted model, not a curated record. Gene Ontology annotation, molecular function: protein binding. NCBI's taxonomy places the organism in Eukaryota, Metazoa, Chordata, Mammalia, Rodentia, Cricetidae.